Messenger RNA from Acanthopagrus latus (yellowfin seabream), 5815 nucleotides. Its product is annotated as NACHT, LRR and PYD domains-containing protein 3-like. Bases 611 to 3838 code for a protein of 1075 amino acids. The record is from RefSeq and is a predicted model, not a curated record. Lineage: Eukaryota; Metazoa; Chordata; Actinopteri; Spariformes; Sparidae. Gene Ontology annotation, molecular function: protein binding. The transcript has 9 exons.
CUCUGAUUUCAUGUGUUUCUAAUCAUGAAACAAAAAGUCUGUCUUCCACCGUGAUGAUCAGUGCGUCCAGGUGAACGUGCAAAUUAUUAAUUAUUUUUUCAUACUAUUCUCAACGGAGUCAGAAUACAUGAACUGACAUGUAGUCUGCUGAUUGGUGAUGUGAACCUCCAGAAACCUUUCAAAUUUUCCCGUCCACAUUUAACGUCCAGAACGUUUUGUAUGACUGCAGAAGACAAACACGAACAUCAGCGUAUUAAAAGUCACAUCAACCGCAAGGGGGCGAAGAGGGAGAGACAAGCCCCAGACUCCCUUGUAAAAUCUCUCCAUUUUGUGAGUUUUUGAGUUAGGAGACACUUUAUAAACUCCGUGGGGCGCGCUGUGUGUCUGAUCCUUCAAUAUUUGGGCCUUCUUGUAAAUUCGGCAUGUGUUUUAGCCUCGUUGUCGGUCGUGCUGCGGCCCCCUCGGUCCAGCUGGAUGACUCUCAGUCAUCACACGCCUCUUCUGGGUGUUUCUUCCUCAGUUUAGUUUCCGUUUCUGACAGUUGUGGCGCACGCAGUUUUCUCCGUCUGAGCCUCCAGCUGAAGAUGAAAGUGUGCAUGAGUUGAGCAGCAUGAAUCAGUGUGAGGACAGAGAGGAUGGAGGCCCUCCCUCUAAAACCACUGGACCUGGACCUGGACCUGAUGCUGGACCUGGACCUGAGCCCAGCUGUGUGUCCUUCAAGAGCGACCAGUCAAUAGAUCGUUUCAUUGAAUUUAAACAAGAACAUUCACCAGACAGACAACUCAACCGGGAGAGCUCAGAGGUUCCCAGAGGUCAGUCUGUCCAGCACCAUCAAACACACCUGGACUCCAUAUUUAUGCUGCUGGAGGAGAACAUUGUCACUUUUGUGAGGAACGAACUGAAGAAGGUCCAGAGGGUUCUGAGUUCAGAUUGCUCAGAAUGCUUUGAGAGUCAGAGGGAGGACGAGGAGGUGUUGGAUGGUGAGGAUGAAGAGCAGAGGAGGAGCAGCAGAGAGGCAUUUCUGAAGAUCACACUUCACUUCCUGAGGAGAAUGAAGCAGGAGGAGUUGGCUGACUGUCUGCAAAGCAAAUCUCUUGGAAUGUGCCGACUUAAUCUGAAAUCUAACCUGAGGACGAAGUUCCAGUGUGUGUUUGAGGGAAUCGCUAAAGCAGGAAACUCAACCCUUCUGAAUCAGAUCUACACAGAGCUCUACAUCACAGAGGGAGGGACUGCAGAGGUCAAUGAUGAACAUGAGAUCAGACAGAUUGAAACAGCAUCCAGGAAACUAGACAGACCAGAAACAAAAAUCAAACAAGAAGACAUCUUUAAAGCCUCACCUGGAAGAGAAGGACGAAUUAGGACAGUGAUGACAAAGGGAGUGGCUGGCAUCGGGAAGACAGUCUUAACACAGAAGUUCACUCUGGACUGGGCUGAAGACAAAGCCAACCAGGACAUACAGUUCACAUUUCCAUUCACUUUCCGAGAGCUGAAUGUGCUGAAAGAGAAAAAGUUCAGCUUGGCGGAACUUGUUCAUCAUUUCUUCACUGAAACCAAAGAAAUCUGCAACUUUGAAGAGUUCCAGCUUGUGUUCAUCUUUGACGGUCUGGAUGAGUGUCGACUUCCUCUGGACUUCCACAACACUGAGGUCCUGACUGAUGUUACAGAGUCCGCCUCAGUGGAUGUGCUGGUGACAAACCUCAUCAGGGGGAAACUGCUUCCCUCUGCUCGCCUCUGGAUAACCACACGACCUGCAGCAGCCAAUCAGAUCCCUCCUGAGUGUGUUGACAUGAUGACAGAGGUCAGAGGGUUCACAGACCUACAGAAGGAGGAGUAUUUUAGGAAGAGAUUCAGAAAUGAGGAGCAGGCCAGCAGAAUCAUGUCCCACAUCAAGACCUCACGAAGCCUCCAUAUCAUGUGCCACAUCCCAGUCUUCUGCUGGAUCACUGCUACAGUUCUGGAGGAUGUGUUGAAGACCAAAGAGAGAGGAAAGCUGCCCAAGACCCUGACUGAGAUGUACAUCCACUUCCUGGUGGUUCAGUCCAAAGUGAAGAACAUCAAGUAUGAUGGAGGAGCUGAGACAGAUCCACACUGGACUCCAGAGAGCAGGAAGAUGAUUGAGUCUCUGGGAAAACUGGCUUUUGAGCACCUGCAGAGCAGCAACCUGAUCUUCUAUGAAUCAGAUCUGACAGAGUGUGGCAUCGAUAUCAGAGCAGCCUCAGUGUAUUCAGGAGUGUUCACACAGAUCUUUAAAGAGGAGAGGGGACUUUACCAGGACAAGGUGUUCUGCUUCGUCCAUCUAAGUGUCCAGGAGUUUCUGGCUGCUCUUCAUGUCCACCUGACAUUCAUCAACUCAUGUGUCAAUCUGCUGGUAGAGGAACAAACAAUAGACAAUCAAUCUGCUCAGACACAUCUCUACCAGAGUGCUGUGGACAAGGCCUUACAGAGUCCGAAUGGACACCUGGACUUGUUCCUCCGCUUCCUCCUGGGUCUUUCACUGCAGAACAGUCAGAUUCUCUUAAAAGGUCUGAUGACACAGACAGGAAGUUGCUCAGAGACUAGUAAGGACACAAUCUGUUACAUUAAGGAGAAGUUUGAAAAGACUCUGCCUGCAGAGAGAAGCAUCAAUCUGUUCCAUUGUCUGAAUGAACUGAAUGAUCGUUCUCUAGUGAAGGAGAUCCAACAGUACCUCAGUUCAGGAAGUCUCUCCACAGAUGAACUGUCCCCUGCUCAGUGGUCAGCUCUGGUCUUCAUCUUACUGACAUCAGAAGAAGAUCUUGAUGUCUUUGACCUAAAGAAAUACUCUGCUUCAGAGGAGGCUCUUCUGAGGCUGCUGCCAGUAGUCAAAGCCUCCAAGAAAGCCCUACUGAGUGGCUGUGACCUCUCAGAUAGAACCUGUGAAGCACUGUCGUCAGUUAUCAGCUCCCCGUCCUCUAGUCUGAGAGAACUGGAUCUAAGUAACAACAACCUGCAGGAUUCAGGAGUGAAACGGCUGUCAGCUGGACUGAAGAGUCCACACUGCAACCUGGAAAGUUUUAGUCUGUCAGGCUGUCUGAUCACAGAGGAAGGCUGUACGUAUCUGGCCUCAGCUCUGAACUCCAACCCCUCCCAUCUGAGAGAGCUGGACCUGAGCUACAAUCAUCCAGGAGACUCAAGAGUGAAGCUGCUGUCUGCUCUGGAGGAUCCAGGCUGGAGACUGGACACUCUCAGGGUGGAGCCUGCUGGACUCCGAUGGUUGACGCCAGGUCUGAGGAAGUAUUCCUGUGAGCUCACAGUCGACACAAACACAGUCAACAGAAAGAUCAAAUUGUCUGACAACAACAGGAAGAUGACAUGUGUGGAAGAGGAUCAGUCAUAUCCUGAUCAUGCAGAGAGGUUUGAGUACUGGUGUCCUCAGCUGCUGUGCAGAACUGGUCUGACUGGUCGCUGUUACUGGGAGGUCGAGUGGAGAGAAGAUGUUUCUAUAUCAGUGAGUUACAGAAGAAUCAAAAGGAGAGGUGACAGUAGAGACUGUGAGUUUGGAAUGAAUGAUCAGUCCUGGAGUCUGAGGUGCUUUAAUGGUCGUUACUAUACCUGUCACAAAAACAGACAAACAUUCAUCGCCGCUGCCACCUCCUCGUCCUCUUCCUCCUCCUCAUCCUCUUCCUCUUCUUCCUCCUCCUUCUCCUUUUCUGGUAGAGUAGCAGUGUAUGUGGACUGUCCUGCUGGCACUCUGUCCUUCUACAGAAUCUCCUCUGACUCACUGAUCCACCUCCACACCUUCAACACCUCAUUCACUGAACGUCUUUAUCUUGGAUUUGGGUUCUGGCCUGGGUCCUCAGUGUAUCUGUGUAGUGUUUAGUCUGCAGAGUCUCCUCCUGUCACAGAAACAUUGUCAGUGCUGAACAGUUGAGGCUGUACAGGAUCACAGUCACAUCAAACUUUCAGCUACUUGUAAUAAAUUCAUCAGUGAACUUUGUACAAAAUGAUUCAAACUGAUUGAAAAGAUUCUGAAGAAUUUCUGUGAGGUUCUGAGGUUGUGGGUUCAAGCCUGGAGUUAGAAGCGUUAAGAAAAGAAGGACACGUAUCUGAUGACGUCACAUCCACUGCAUGUGUAACAAUGAUAAUAAUAAUAAUGAUAAUAAUAAGCUUUACUCAUAUAGCAGUUUUCACAGUUAAAAAGGGCUUUAUUAGGUUGGAACGUGACAAACAUGUCAGAGUUGAGGCCAAUAACAGCAGAAAUUUCUAAAUAAUACAAUAAAUAAAGAGCAAUGUGGAUGAUAUAAAAUGUUGAAAUAAAACAGCGCGGUGGCAGCACUAAUAAAAGACUUCCUGCUGAUUUGAAAUAUGUCAGUGAUUGUGCCGCCUCAGAAACACCACUGAAUGUUUACGUCAUUUGAUUCCAUGACGACAAACAGUUAAAUAUGUGCAGUGAAAUGUAACAGACUGAGAUACAUACAGACUGAACAGUCAGUGUGUUUACAUGCACAUCUUAGUCGGAUUACAGCCAUAGUUCGACUAUGCUACUCAAUCAGACAACUGCAAUUAUCCGAGAACACAUGCCGGUGAGAAAAUCGUUUUAUUGGGCCAGAGAAUGUCAUACCCCGGUACAAUAGGUGGCGCUGUACCCAUUUCAUCCAGUGGGAACAGAAACACAUCCGGCUGACCUCUUUACGUCACCAGCUGCCUCGGCAUUCAAGAAAGAUGGCGUAAGAAGAGCGAGACGAAGUUAUAUCUUUGUACAAUUCGUAUAUGGUGUACAUGACAUAUACACAAACUAGAUGCACAAUGGUGCUCUUUGUUGCGGUGAUUUCGGAGGAAAGUGUGACAUGAACUCACUGUAUAUGCAACAGCUGUGGUUUCUUUUCACCAGCAGAGGGUGCUAACGUAGUACAAUUCCAGCAGAAUGAUACUGACUAAAGAGCCAGAGAGACUUGGAAAGUGUUGAGAAAUACUUAAAGCUGAGGCUUCACACAAACAUAUGAUUUUUACUGUAAUAAACUUCAUUAAAACACAGAGUUUACAAAGGUGCUCUGACAAUCAAGCAGGAAACUCAGGACGACAAUGUGACAGAAUAAAAAGUGAAGAGCAGAGACGAACAUGAGAAAGUUUGAGGUUAAAACAAGGCAGAACAGAACAUGUAGAAACACAAACAGUAAAAUUAUAAAAGAUAAAACAGGCAAAAUCACAGGAUAAGAAAAAAAAGGACUGAAAAAGUAAAUCAAUGAAGGAUGAUCGGUGAAAAGAUUAUAAGCAGACAAUAAUAUUUGUGCAAUACCUUUUACUUAUAGUGGAUUUUUUAUACAUCACUUAUUUGGUGUGACAUUUUUGACUUAAUACAAUCUUGAAUACAUAUGGUACAUGCACUUUCUGUGUGCGUGCAUGAACAUUGAUUGUGAAAUUGACUGCUAUGCAAGGGGGCACCAGCUAAAAUCACAUCGCACUGAUCACUGUAUCCUGACAUUUCCCUCCUGUGCGAUACGUGUAAACAGGACACAGGUACACUUGCCCACCAGCUGCAGCAAUGCCCCUGUCUACACUUCUGGGCUCUCAUAUUAGACUACAUAUUUAAGUCCUAUAAUAUAACAACAGUACCGGACCCUAUCUGUGAACCCUGCCAUAGAUGGCCACAUUGCUCAGGCCAUCUCAUUCUGCACUUUACUAAUGGAAAUCUGAGUCUAGCCCUACUGAGGGGGCUCGGAAUUGCAAUUCAUAUGGAACACCAUCAUUAUACUCUUGGCAACAAGGAAAAUGUCGCCUUGUACAUUUUUUUUCUUUGUAUUUCCAUAUUGUUCCAUUUUCUCUAAAAAGUGUUCUUUAUAUUUGUGCUCUGCUUAAA